Scutellospora calospora is the source of this 1518-nucleotide messenger RNA. Lineage: Eukaryota; Fungi; Glomeromycota; Glomeromycetes; Diversisporales; Gigasporaceae. The record is from the annotation of a GenBank genome assembly.
AUGUCGUCUCCGUAUAAGAAAAUAUCGUUAAAGAAGUUCGCUGUACCUACUGAGAAAGGCACAGAAGAGUCAAGAUUUUGGAGAAGAUUCAAGCCACGUUGUUCGCUUUCCGAGAUUGCAUCAAUAACUUCCAUCAAGUUCAGUCCUAUACAACCAUUUGAUUUCGCUGUAACAUCGUCUACACGUGUUCAAAUCUACUCAACACAAACCUAUAAAGUAAAAAAAACCAUAUCAAGAUUCAAUGAUAUCGCCUAUUGUGGAUCCAUUCGAAAUGAUGCAAAACUGCUUGUGGCUGGUGAUGCCACGGGAUUAAUCCAAGUUUUCGAUAUCAAUAGCCGGGCAAUAUUAAGAACGAUGCAUGGUCAUAAUCUUCCCGUACAUAUUACCAGAUUUUCCCCCGGAAACACUCAAAUUCUUUCUUGUUCCGACGAUAAAACUGCCCGUAUUUGGGAUGUUCCUGGGCAAGAAGCAAUAUCAAAUUUAAAAGAACAUCAGGAUUAUGUGCGUGCUGGCUUAAUAAGUAACGAUAACCCUCAUUUGGUUCUAACUGGUUCAUAUGACCAGUCAAUCAAGCUCUGGGAUUUACGCACCAAUUCCUGUACAAUGUCAAUGUCACAUGGUGCUCCCGUCGAGGAUGUCUUGAUAUUUCCCGGUGGUGGAAUGAUAAUUUCAGCUGGAGGGCCAACCAUAACCGUAUGGGAUCUUAUUUCUGGUGGUCGUGUUGUACGAUCUGUAUCCAACCAUCAGAAAACCAUUACGUCAAUGUGCUUUGACGGAUCUUCUUCGCGUCUUCUCACUGGAUCCUUGGAUCAUCAUGUUAAAAUCUAUGAUGUUCAGAAUUACGAUGUCGUCCAUAGUUUCAAAUAUAAUUCUCCAAUAUUGUGUAUCGCCUUGUCGCCUGACGACACCAACAUCGUUGUCGGAAUGACAUGCGGUACUUUAUCUAUACGCCAUCGAAAAUCAUCGCAAGAAGAACUCUCUGUGUCCCACCCAAAUAAGCAGCCAAGAGUCGGUUCCUAUAAAUACUUUACACGUGGUCAAACAUAUGAUGGUAAACAGGAUGAUUUUGUAGUAGAAUCUAAACCAAGAGAACAUCUUGCAUUAUAUGAUCAUUACUUGAAAAAGUUUCAAUACUCAAAUGCACUGGAUGCUGUAUUAAGAAACGGAACUCGAGCAAUUUUAACUAUUUCGUUGCUACAAGAGCUUAUAUAUCGGGAUGCUCUACGACAAGCAAUUGUCGGACGCGAUGAUGUCUCUUUAGAACCUUUAGUCAAGUUUCUGUUAAGAUGGAUAAAUGAGCCAAAAUAUACUAGCAUAUUAAUUGAUGUAGGAAAUGUUAUAAUUGAUGUAUAUUCCUCUGUGAUUUGGAAAUCUCCGUUGAUCAAAAAGUUGAUGGUCAGUUUACAUACUAAAGUGAAAAUGGAGAUUAAUUUACAAAAAGAAAUUGCAAAAGUUAUUGGUUCUUUGGAAAUGGUUGCCAAAGGGUCAAUGUCAACUGCUACCACCAAUUAUACUUAG